GGCUUGCGGUGGCCCCUGCCCCUCCUCGCGCCGUGGCGCACGGCUGCCUGCGCGCCGCGGCGGUUGCCAGGGUGACGGGCGGUACCAUGGCCUGGCUGGAGGUGGUCGCGGCGGGCGGCAGGCGCCGCUACCGGGUCGGGCUGUGCUCGCUGGCGGGGCUGGCGCUGCUGGUGCUGGGCGCGCUCACCUACCUGCCGCCGCUGCUGGUGGCCUACCGGAGCCACGGCUUCUGGCUGAAGUGGAGCAGCUACGCGGAGCAGCCAAGCGUCCGCUUCCGGCACGAGGUGCUGCUGGUGGGGCUGACGGAGGGCGGCGGCUUCGUGGGCUGGAGCUCCUUCCCCGCCUGCAACCGUCUCCUGGGCGCCCGCCUCCGCGUCCCGCUCGUCUCGGCUAGAGAGGAAGACCCAAACCAAGAUGGAACAAUGGACCUGCUGAACUUUCGGCUGGAACUUCCACUACAGGCUACAGAACAAAUAGUUGGGAUCCAGCUCCUCCUGACAUUUACCUAUCAGUUGCAUAGAAUGUCCACUUUUGUGAUGCAGAGCAUGGCCUUUUUGCAGGCCUCUUCCCCUCUGCCAGGGUCACAAGUUUUUGUGAGUGGAGACCUGAAGCUUCGUCAGAGGCAACUGCUUAACCAUGCUGGGCUGGACAGCAGAUAUAAUGUAUCUGUGAUCAAUGGCACAAGUCCUUUUGCCCAAGACUAUGAUCUCAUGAACAUUGUUGCAGCCUAUCAGGAGAGAAAUGUCACAACGGUUUUGUUUGGUCCCAGCCCUAUCUGGUCAGUUGGAAGAGCACCGGAAAUGCCGUUUGUGGUCCAGGCUAUCAUUCAUUACCCAGUGGAAAUGAUCAUGUACCAGCCAGGCUUCUGGGAGAUGAUUAAGUUUGCCUGGAUUCAGUAUGUUGCCAUUCUGCUGAUCUUUCUUUGGAUUUUUGAAAGAAUAAAAAUCUUUCUUGUCCAGAAUCAAGUGCUAACCACAGUACCAGUGCCACCGGAUCCCGCUGUGUUGUCAUAUAAAGAGCACCAGUCCUGAACACGUUCCUAAAAAGACCUAAAACAACAGGAUGAAUAAAUCUACCUCGCUUUCACUUUCUUCUUUUCCUUAACUGCUUUGCAUCUGGAAGCUGGGCAGAAACUAGUGGUUUGGGGUUUGUGUGCUAUGGGUUAUUGCAAGAGUUAAACAGACUCCGUAUUUCAGUUCUCUAUGCCAGGGAUUUCAGUUUGUGAUACCCGAGCAGCACGUGGGGAGCUAAUUUGCAGACAUGCUCUUGACUACCAGGUAUAUUUCACUUGAUCUGCACAUACUGGCUGUAGCAGCUUCAGUUAGUAAAAGAAAGAAUUUACUUAUAAAAGCAUUAAUGAGA
Molecule: messenger RNA, 1362 nt
Organism: Rhineura floridana
Lineage: Eukaryota; Metazoa; Chordata; Lepidosauria; Squamata; Rhineuridae
Gene: TMEM231
Product: transmembrane protein 231
Exons: 7
Coding region: 87-1031 (314 amino acids)
Biological process (GO): regulation of protein localization; cilium assembly
Cellular component (GO): ciliary membrane; ciliary transition zone
Source: RefSeq, a predicted model, not a curated record